This is a messenger RNA of Pseudophryne corroboree (corroboree frog), 895 nucleotides long. It is a transcript of the gene ERP29, whose product is annotated as endoplasmic reticulum protein 29. The record is from RefSeq and is a predicted model, not a curated record. The transcript is spliced from 3 exons. Lineage: Eukaryota; Metazoa; Chordata; Amphibia; Anura; Myobatrachidae. Gene Ontology annotation, cellular component: endoplasmic reticulum lumen; endoplasmic reticulum. Gene Ontology annotation, biological process: protein secretion. The coding region runs from base 65 to 838 and encodes 257 amino acids.
UCACGUGGUACGUCACAUGAUCCCAUCUCUGCUCAGCACCAGCCUUUGAUCUUGCUCAACAAUCAUGUCGGGAGGAUGCAGUGUGACGGCUCCGUGUGCAGUGCUUGUGGUGCUGCUAGUGUGCAGCAUACUGCUGCAACACUGCAGUGCACUGCACACCAAGGGCUCCUUGUCACUGGACCAGAUCACGUUUUAUAAGGUUAUCCCAAAGAGUAAGUUUGUGUUGGUGAAGUUUGACACUCAAUAUCCGUACGGAGAAAAGCAGGAUGAGUUCAAACAGUUGGCAGAGAGCUCGUCUACCAGCAGAGAGCUUCUAGUGGCUGAUGUGGGGAUUUCAGAUUAUGGAGAUAAACUUAAUAUGGAGUUGGGAGAGCGCUACAAGCGGGACAAUGAAAACUUCCCAUACUUCUACCUGUUUGUGGAUGGUGAUAUUGAUAAUCCUAUUCCUUAUACUGGAGCGGUGAAGACGAGUGCGAUCCAACAUUGGUUGAAGUCUCAUGGAGUAUACUUGGGCAUGCCAGGUUGCCUGGAAGAAUAUGAUAAAUUGGCUGGAGAAUUCCUAAAGUCCGUAAAUAAAGAAGAGAGGAAUGAACUACUGAGGAAAGGCCAGGCUAUGCUGGUAGAUGUUGGAGAGCUGGAAAAACAGUCUGCAGAGCAGUAUAUAAAGAUCAUGAGCAAAAUCUUGACCCAAGGGGAGAACUUUGCUAACAGCGAGUUUGAACGUAUUACAAAACUGAUUGACAAGAAUAAAAUGAGUGACUUUAAGAAGGAGGACCUGCAGCAGAGGCUCAAUAUUCUCAGCAGUUUCCAGAGCAAACAAGACAAAGAGGAACUCUGACCUGAGCCUCAUUUGCCACUUAUGUUUUGAAAUAAAACAAUACUUGUAUUAUAUAUA